Molecule: messenger RNA, 451 nt
Organism: Ceutorhynchus assimilis (cabbage seed weevil)
Lineage: Eukaryota; Metazoa; Arthropoda; Insecta; Coleoptera; Curculionidae
Source: the annotation of a GenBank genome assembly
GAGAUUUCGUUCUUAUGCAUCGCGACGAUCGCAUGCACCAAGGGAAAUUGAAGUACGAGUUCCAAGGGCCAUUCGAAAUUAUGAAUAUCACACCAGAGGGCCGUUACGAAAUUAAGAGAGUUGGAAAAUCUUUGAUUACCAAAGCAGCAAAAGAACAAUUAAGAAUUUGGCCUAACGAUUGGUCAUUGUCAAUGGACAUGCCCGAAUUACUUGAAAUAAUGGAAGGUGAAUUAUGCGAUGGGAAACACUGAAGGCGAGCAACAUGAAGACUCGGAAAACCUAGAAGAUGAAGUGGAUUUUUAAGAAGAAAACAUCGAGAGCGAUGUUUUGAUUAAGAUUGGCCGUGUUAGAAAUUUUAAAUUUAAGAAUUUAAGAAAUCACCCCGCGCCCUCCUACCAAUUUUACGAGCCGCCUGUGAUCGAAUGAUUGGGAACCCUAUUCGACGUACGCC